UUAUGUGUGUGUGUUUUGUUGUUGCUGCAAGCAGUGAGCUCAGCUGAUGAGUCAGAGCCAUGCAGUCAUUCCACUCAGUCUGCACCCAGCUUCUGCCUUUGCACGGGAAGACUCAGGAGAACGCAGUCGCCUUAUCGCCAAAGCCCCUUCCUGGAGUCUGGGGUGGACCCCCUAUUCCUGUACUGAGCACAGUUUAGACGGUGUAGCCCACUUUGCGCACAUUCUGGUGGAUGGUCACAUUGUGCUGUUUACUUCCUCCUUUCCAUGAGAGUGGAUAUGCUCAGCUCAGCAGUGGCUCUGUUUGCUGGAACUUGAUACCUUUCAUCAGCACCAGUGAGCAAACAGCUCACCAUGCUUUAGAGGACCACCUAACCACCUAUUCAUCUUGCCAAGCAAGUCUGACAGUCGUCAGUCAGUGAAUAUUUGGUAGACUUUGGAGACAUCUCCUCUUUUGCAUGUGUUUUGAUUACCAUGAAUCUGCAGCCUCAACAGAAGGCUUCAAAUAAGAGGACAGGAAAAAGGAUUACUUUUUUUGGGGAGCAGCCUGGCCAUCAAGUGCCCAGCAAGGAGCAGCAGUUGAAGGAACAGCAGUUUUAUGGUUCCGUAGCCCGGCUCCCAGUGUCUCAAGCUUCCGAAUUUUCAAAGUUGGAUUCUUAUUCCACAGCUUCCAACAAUAUGCUGAACACUGUUAUGUAUGCUCAGGAGAUGCCUGAGGCCAUGAGGCUCAACCAGCAGCAGGUAGUUGGAAAGUGGAAUGUGACAGAAAGGGGUGACGCCACAUGGCAAGCUCAACAAGCUGGAAUGUGGCAGAGAAAUGCAGCCAGCUAUCCUGUUUCCAUGGUACAUUCUUAUUACAACCAUCAUGAACAAGUCAAAAGGAGCCAAGAUAAAGGGGUUGGAGUGUCCCAGGUGGACAUGUAUGGAGAUGCUAUACAACAGAUGAUGUCUCAGAAGACACAACUUGAACAGCAUACAUUGGCCCGUCAGCAGGCCCAUUUGAACUCUAUUUUGCAGGUUCAGCAGCAACAACAGCAGCAGCAGCAUCAACAACAGCAGCAGCAGCAUCAACAUCAACAACAGCAGCAUCAACAACAGCAGCAUCAACAACAGCAGCAGCAGCAGCAGCAACAGCAACUUUCCUUGCAGCCGUUUCAAAUGGCUUUUGGACAUCAGGGUCAGAAACCAUCAUUGCAGGAAAUUUUCCAUGUUUUUCCUGAGGCACAGUCUAAUGUGGCUUAUGCCACUCAGCAGAAGCAGCAGCCCUCUCUUCCUAAAAUGCAGCUGUUCGAAAACUUCUACCCGGCUCAGCAACAACAGCAGCAGUCGGCCUAUGGUAUACAGCCAGCGAUCACCGUGGGUCAGCCUCACCAAGUUGCCCAGCAGAAGAUGCCAGCAAUUAGCCAGCAACAACGCGUCCCUACGUCAGAGGAAUACAUGAAGGCUUUUUCAGAGCAGAGCCAACAGACUGUUAUGCCUAAAACUCAGAUCCCCUUGCCACGUCGAUCACGUAGGCUUUCUAAAGAGGGCGUGCCAGCUUUGCCUACCACAGUAGUUGGACAACCAAACGACCCUUACGCUCAGCACCAUUAUGAUCAGGCAGUGCAAAAACAAUUAGAAGAACGGUAUAAGCAUAGUUACCAGCCUCUUCCGAGAGAUGCACAGGUACCAAGCCAAGAAAGCCAUUAUGGCAAUCACCAUGAGCCGAACAAGGCUGCACUACCUCAGAAUGGUAGCACAAGGGAUAGUCAAACAACUGCCGAGCAGAAUUCUGUGGUGCCUAGUCAGCCGGAGGGAGCUGGAGCAGUAACCGUGAUCCAGACAACAAGGCGAAGGCGGCGCAUAUCACAGGAAGCUAAUUUGUUUACAUUAGCGCACAAAGCGGCAGAGAUGGCAAACAUGGAGAACACUAAGGAUCGAGAUGCAUCGAAGGAUAAGGAGAAUGAGACUUCAAAAGCUAGCACAGACACUGUAUGUGCUCCAUCUCCCAAGAAAUCUAGAGGGGAAGGAGAGCUGAAACCGCUAGUCAUGCCAGUGUCCGUACCUGUGAAAAUGGACACCACACGAGAACUUGGAGAUGAAGAAAGGAUGCAGAAGACAGCAGCCUCAGAAAGGGAGUCCUCCAUGCCAUCAGUAAUAGUCACACGACACAGAGCUGGUCAGACGACUGCUCCGGAACCUGUUGUAAAGCCCAAUGAAACCUCUUUAUCAGUGGAUGGGGAGCCUGCAUCUCGGAAACCAAAACAGCGGCCGAGGCCCGAACCACUCUUCAUCCCACCCAAACCCGGAACCUUUGUUGUCCCUGUUUAUACCAACAUAACCUCAUAUCAAAGUCACCUGCGCUCUCCUGUACGCAUGCCAGAGCACUUGGACAAAACGUUUGAGCUGCCCCCUUACACACCACCCCCUAUCCUUAGCCCAGUGCGGGAAGGGUCCGGACUUUAUUUCAAUGCCAUCAUGUCAGCCAGCUCACAUUCAAUGCCCCCAUCAAUCACUCCAAAGAGUAGUACAAGAACUCUGCUAAGAUCCACUAGUGGAGAAGACAUGCCACCUAUUCUUACAGCGGUGGGAGAAGCCACACCAGUUAGCCUUGAACCACAUAUUAAUGUCGGUUCGCGCUUCCAGGCAGAGAUUCCUGAAUACAGAGACCGGAGUUUGGCGUCUGCGGAUAAGUAUAAAGCUGACUUGGUGUGGUGUCCCUGGGAGGAUUCGGAGAACAACCAGGUGGAGGAUUUGCUUACAGCAGCAUGUUCCAGCAUCCUGCCUGGAGGUGGCACCAACCAAGAGCUAGCACUUCAUUGUCUUCAAGAUUCGAAGGGGGACAUUAUGGCCGCUCUCACUUUGCUGCUGUUGAAGAGGCCGGUGCGGCACAAAGGUCAUCCCUUGGAAAAUUACCAUUACUCUGGGUCCGACAAGUGGUCUGUUACUGAGAAAAGACUUUUCAACAAAGGAAUGGCAAUCUAUAAGAAGGACUUUCUGCUGGUUCAGAAACUGAUUAAAACAAAAACUGUGUCUCAGUGUGUGGAGUUUUAUUACACCUACAAGAAGCAGGUGAAGAUAGGACGCAAUGGCAUGUUAAUAUUCGGAGAUGUAGAGGCUGCUGCAGAUGAGAAAAACCCCAGAGAAGACUCUGAGAUCGAUGUGAAGAGUUCUCAACGACUUGCAACAGCUAUCCCUUCACAAAGAGAUUCUUCUGAACAGGAGAACACACAAGACCCUGAUGUGGAGAAAGAGGUAGAGGUGGACAAGGUGCAGGUGAAGCAAGAAGAAGUAGAGGACGACGAGGAGAUGAGGAAACCGCCAAUGAAAAUCACACAAACCCUACAAGCUAGUGAAAUAGCAAAUGACACCUUGAUUCUAAGAAGCCAGGACCAUGAUACGUCUAUUGCAGAGAAAACCUCCAGGUCAAGGGGCCGCAAUCCACGGGUACCGUUCUCCCCAGACAACACAAAAAAGCCAGCGACUCAAAACAAGCCUCCUGCAGAAGAGGGCACUUUCCCGUGUAAAAAGUGUGGCAGGGUCUUCUUCAAAGUAAAAAGCCGAAGCGCACACAUGAAGAGCCACGCGGAGCAGGAGAAAAAAGCUGCAGCCCAGAGGCAAAGCGAGGCCGCGGCGGAGGGAGCAGCAGCAGUAGCUGCGGCGGCGGCACGAGCCGCAUUACAAGCCAGGUCUCGCCGAAUGGAGAGCAGCGACAGCGGGACCAGCAACGACAGCAGUUGCGGGAGCAGCAGCGAAAGCAGCGACAGUUCAGACGAUGGAGAGAUUUAACCGGAGCUCCAAGCCGGAACAGUGAGGCUGGACCCUCGCUCUAUUCCCUACACACCCCCGCGGAAUUUUUUUUUUAUUCUUCACACUGUCGACCGUUUCUGUAUGGAUCAAACUCAUGAACGUGUAAAGCGGACUCUUUAUCUUAAAUUAACUAUUUAUUGGGAAAACAGUCUAUAAUUUACUAUGUGUUUCGCAGAUGAAAGAAAUAUUUUUUAUUUGACACAUGUGCCUGUAAAGACAAGUUGCUUCAA
Molecule: messenger RNA, 4016 nt
Organism: Nanorana parkeri
Lineage: Eukaryota; Metazoa; Chordata; Amphibia; Anura; Dicroglossidae
Gene: MIDEAS
Product: ELM2 and Myb/SANT domain containing 1
Exons: 13
Coding region: 472-3765 (1097 amino acids)
Biological process (GO): negative regulation of DNA-templated transcription; regulation of transcription by RNA polymerase II
Cellular component (GO): transcription regulator complex; histone deacetylase complex
Molecular function (GO): transcription corepressor activity
Source: RefSeq, a predicted model, not a curated record